CUGGAGGAAUUGCAACACCCCUUGUUUAUGGCCAACUUCUAGCUUUAUACCUGUUGCAUAAUGACAUGAAUAAUGCACGAUAUCUUUGGAAAAGAAUCCCUCCUGCUAUCAAAUCUGCAAAUGCUGAACUUGCUGCGGUUUGGUCAGUAGGACAGAGAAUCUGGCAGAGAGACUUUCCAGGAAUCUAUACAACAAUCAGUGCGCAUCAGUGGUCCGAGACUAUUCAACCAAUCAUGGAAGCGCUAAGAGAUGCAACUAGGAGACGAGCCUUUGGACUGGUUUCUCAGGCAUAUACCUCAAUAGUUGCAGAAGAUUUUGCUGCCUUUGUUGGGCUUCCUGUAGAAGAAGCUGUGAAAGGUGUAUUAGAGCAGGGCUGGCAAGCAGACUUUUCAACUCGUAUGGUAAUGCCUAAAAAGCCAGGUGCCCUGGAAGCGUCUUUUAACAGAUUUAUUCCUUCAUCAGAACCUGCUCCCGUUCCACCAAUUCCAAAUGAACAGCAGUUGGCCAGAUUGACUGACUAUGUGGCUUUCCUUGAAAACUGAUUACCCUGCUCCUGAAUUUAGAACAACUUGGGAAUCCUGUGUACUGACAGUUUUAGAAACCUAAGAUUUAUUUUAUUUUGUAUCUGUUAAACGUUGCAGCGUGCCCUACUCAAAUGUGUGAAGUAUGCAGUGUAUAUUAGCCCAAUUCAUGUGUUGCCAAAGCCAAGAUAGCAAUUGAAACAAUCUUUUAACUCCUGUAAUAUUUAUUCAGUAGGUACACAGCAGUAUUACAUAGUAAGUUUUUAUU
Molecule: messenger RNA, 789 nt
Organism: Apaloderma vittatum (bar-tailed trogon)
Lineage: Eukaryota; Metazoa; Chordata; Aves; Trogoniformes; Trogonidae
Gene: COPS8
Product: COP9 signalosome subunit 8
Exons: 7
Coding region: 66-542 (158 amino acids)
Biological process (GO): protein deneddylation; COP9 signalosome assembly
Cellular component (GO): COP9 signalosome
Source: RefSeq, a predicted model, not a curated record